Molecule: messenger RNA, 1135 nt
Organism: Trichoplusia ni (cabbage looper)
Lineage: Eukaryota; Metazoa; Arthropoda; Insecta; Lepidoptera; Noctuidae
Gene: P25
Product: fibrohexamerin-like
Exons: 5
Coding region: 175-855 (226 amino acids)
Cellular component (GO): extracellular region
Molecular function (GO): structural molecule activity
Source: RefSeq, a predicted model, not a curated record
ACGUAAGUCACUACCAUUUGUACAAAUAUAAUAAAUAUUCCAUACAAAUAUUAUUGAAUUAAACAAUAAAUUACAUUUUAUGUAAAUACUUUCAAAUCAAUGUUAUUUCGACGCAUAUCAUAGUCUGGAGGAAAACAUUUUCGGUAGUGGACGCCGAUUUAAUAUUUUGUAAUAAUGUUGAAAAUUUAUUCAAUUUUGUUGUUUGUCGGCAGUGCAGUCUGUUGGGCAGGUGCCUCAGGUCCUUCGCACAUCGACAGACCUUGCGACCUGGACGACCACCGCUGCAUCGGCAGCGUCCUGGCUUCCUUCUCCAACUGCAAACAGACCCUGGCCGACAGGAUCCAACCAGAAUAUAGAAUCAAGAAGUUCCGCUUUGAAACUCCAUACUUUAAUACUUCUUAUAUUGACAAUGACUUGAUAGUCAGGAACCAUGAUACAUGUUCUGUUGCAGCGUUCUUCAUCAACAAGAAGUCCAAGACGGCGGUGCUGGGUAUCGACUGCCGCGACCUCUACCUGGAGACCGAGCGCACCGUCAUCCAGCACCGGAGCCUGCAGGAGGACAACGUGUACCACUACCACGUUAAGGCCACUUAUCCCCUGAUCCGCAUGACUAUGAACCUGCCGACCUCUCGCAGCGCUCACGUCUGCGACCUGCCGGUCUACACGGAGGUGCCCGUCAUGCCGCGCUUCCAUGUCGACCCCAAAGACAGACCCACAGCGAAGGCUCUGUCGACGGACGACAGUCUUCAACUCAUCUUCGAGAGAGAAAACUUCUUCUACCGAGGAUAUCCCUUCAUCAGGAUGUUCCUGGACGCACACAUCUGUAACUUUGGAUGCCCCAGAGAAAUUCUCUAAACUUUUACACGUGUGAAUAUACCAUUUCGUAAACCACUGCUUUGCAGUUCUCUGUUACCGUAAAACGGGGUAAAUAGUUUUGGGGUAAAUUGAGACGGAUUUUGUAACGAGUUAAAAUGAUUUUGUUUUUAGAUGACGGCGACUUUUGCUGUUUUGAAAUUUUAAACUGUUUUUAACAGUUAUUGCUGACAAAACCAAAAUGUCUCUCUAUUUACACUGCCAAAAUUAUUUACCCCAUAUUAAUCGGUAUCAAAUAAGAAAAACAUCUGACCCACUAAAA